AUGAGUCCGAAACACGUUGUCUUCAAGAAAGUUUCCCGCGACAAGUCGGUGGCCGUCUACAUGGCCCAGAGAGACUUUGUGGAUCACUGCGACUUUGUGGAUCCAGUCGAUGGAGUGAUCCUCAUCGACCCGCAGCUGCUGCAGGGAAAGAAAGUGUACGUGAUGUUGUCGUGCACGUUUCAAUACGGACGCCAGGACACGGACGUGCUGGGCGUGGCCUUCAGGAGGGACCUGUUCCUGCUGACUCGGCAGGUUUAUCCUGAGCUGCAGGACAAGGACAAUCUAACUCACACUAAGAUGCAGAGGAAGCUGCUGCAAAAGCUCGGAGACAACACGUUCCCGUUCUUCUUUGAGUUUCCAGACAACCUGCCGUGUUCCGUGGCUCUGCAGCCGGGACCUUCGGAUGUGGGAAAGAAAUGUGCCGUGGAGUUUGAGGUUAAAGCGUUCUGUGGUCAGCACCAGGACGAGAAGACCAACAAACAGAGCUCAGUUCGUCUCAGUAUCCGUAAGAUCCAGUUCAGUCCAGAGAACCAGGACCUGGUUCCUUUGGCAGAGAGCACCUUCGAGUUCCUGAUGUCAGAGAGACCUCUGUCCGUCAAACUGAGCCUGUCCAAAGAGACCUUUUAUCAUGGUGAGCCGGUCAUGGUGAACGUUGACAUCACAAACUCGUCCAACAGGAACAUCAAAGACAUCAGUGUGUCAGUCGAGCAGGUGACCAACGUCGUUCUUUACUCCAACGACAAAUACGUCAAGUCCGUCGCUAAAGAGGAAACCGAGGACUGUGUUCCAUGUGGGACGUCUCUGAAGAAACACUACACACUGUUUCCUGUUCUGACUCACAACAAAGAUCGUAGAGGAGUCGCUUUGGACGGACGACUGAAACAUGAAGACACAAGCCUGGCUUCAUCCAGCAUUGUGAAACAGGAAGUGAUGAAGGAGGUUCAGGGGAUCCUGGUGUCGUAUAAAGUGUUGCUGAGGAUGAUCGCCAGUGGGACGCUGGCAUCCAGUGAGGUGUCUCUGGAGGUUCCGUUCAGACUCAUGAAUCCAAAACCUGAACCAGGAGAAUCUAGAUCUUUCAGAAGCUCCUCAGAGGCUGACGACAUGGUGUUUGAGGACUUCAAGCGAGCCUACCUGAAGGGCGUGGUCUACGGAGAUGAUGAUGAGUCUCCUACUGAGGCGUGA
Molecule: messenger RNA, 1182 nt
Organism: Limanda limanda (common dab)
Lineage: Eukaryota; Metazoa; Chordata; Actinopteri; Pleuronectiformes; Pleuronectidae
Product: S-arrestin-like
Exons: 15
Coding region: 1-1182 (393 amino acids)
Biological process (GO): signal transduction; G protein-coupled receptor internalization
Cellular component (GO): photoreceptor outer segment; photoreceptor inner segment
Molecular function (GO): G protein-coupled receptor binding
Source: RefSeq, a predicted model, not a curated record